UGGAGCGGUACAACGAGGCUGCGCGUGGCACGGCAGGGUUUCAAGCAGCUGCAGGCAGAAAAAUCUUACGCCCAGGAAUCUGCCCCGGACGAAUUGAGCUUUAAACCGCCGAUGUACGUCAACAUCAAGUCCAGCGCGGCCAGAGACGAGGAGGAGGACUCGAUCUGUGAGGGCAAAUUGUUGGACAAGGACCCGUGCGGGUUACACUCGAACUGCAUCAACCGGGCGCUGCUCUUGGAGUGCAAUUUGAAGACUUGUCCAGCAGGCGAAAUUCACCAGAACCAGUGUUUCAAACGGAAGGUACAAACGGAUACCCAACAAGGGUUGGAACUGGUCGCUCAGGAAGAUGCACCAGGGUCGGUUUGUGAUAGAGUCCGAGAGGGGAUCAACAACGGGGAGUUAACGCGGCGGAUAAAGCAAAAGCAGGAGCAACAGGGCAAAAAUUACUAUUUCAUGACGGUGGACUCGGAGUUGACGAUCGACGCGGGGCCCAAGGGCAACUUGGCCCGGUUCAUCAACCACUCGUGCGAGCCCUACUGCGAGACGCUGCUUUGGAAGGUCGGCGGAAGCCAAUCCGUAGGGCUAUUUGCCCUCAGUCCUUGAGGCGGCUAAAAGCUCAUCUUAACUACAAUUUUGAGAACUUCGACGACCAGAAGAUCUGCCACUGUGGUGCGGACAAGUGUUCCAGGCUGAUCGUCAGCCAAGGGACGGAGAACUGGAUUGAGGAGGCUACAACGGUCUUGCGCGACUUGCAGGUGCAGAUUGCAACGUGGGUUACCUGCUCAAGUGCUCAAACGCCAACAGUGACCCACGCCAGCGGAAAAGUACCUUGCGGAUCCAUCGUGGAAAGAAUUCUACCUUGCCAAGGGUUGACCAUUAAACGUUCACGAAGAAACGAACCUAUGUUACUCAGUUGUGUAAACCGUAACAAAAGAAUAUAAAAAAAUGUAAAUGUUAUCGAAAUAAAUUUAAAACGCUGCGGCAGUUGCAGCCGCAAUCGGUGGAGCUACUCCGGUAGCCUCCUGAGCUUCGGUGG
Molecule: messenger RNA, 1036 nt
Organism: Culex pipiens pallens (northern house mosquito)
Lineage: Eukaryota; Metazoa; Arthropoda; Insecta; Diptera; Culicidae
Product: histone-lysine N-methyltransferase NSD2-like
Biological process (GO): regulation of DNA-templated transcription
Cellular component (GO): nucleus; chromatin
Molecular function (GO): protein binding; histone H3K36 methyltransferase activity
Source: RefSeq, a predicted model, not a curated record